This is a messenger RNA of Acanthosepion pharaonis, 5415 nucleotides long. Lineage: Eukaryota; Metazoa; Mollusca; Cephalopoda; Sepiida; Sepiidae. The record is from the annotation of a GenBank genome assembly.
AUGGCAUUAUCUGAUUAUGGUCCUGAUGAAAAUGUCAAUGACAGCACAGACAUUGACUGGGUGAACAAAGCAUGGGUUCGCCGGGUGUUCCGUCUGUGUGCCCUAAUUAGUAUGAUCUCUGUCAGUAUGAAUACACCAAAGACAUUUGAGUACUACCCAGAAUUGAAAUACGUAACUUUUAUCAUAGAUCUUCUUAUCACCUUUCUUUUCACGGCUGAAAUGAUUGCUGAGAUGCAUAUUCGAGGUAUUGUGAAGGGAGAAGUACCUUACUUGAAAGAUCGAUGGUGUCAGUUUGAUGGGUUCAUGGUCCUCUGUCUUUGGCUCUCUGUUAUAUUACAGAUAUUUGAAAUGAGUAAAAUCAUUUCAAAUUACACUUCCUUAUCAAUCCUUCGAUGUCCUCGUCCUCUCAUCCUGGUUCGUGUGUUCAGAGUCUUCCUUAAGUUCCAAUUACCCAAGACAAGAAUUAAUUCAAUCUUCAAACGUUCAAGUCAACAAAUCUUCAAUGUAACAAUAUUCUUCCUCUUCUUUAUGUCAUUAUAUGGCAUCUUAGGAGUUCAGUUUUUUGGAGAGAUGAAACAUCACUGUGUUGUGAAUGGAACUGACCCUCGAAAUCUUACUUUGGAGUCAUUAGCAAUCCCAGAUACAUUUUGCUCUCCAGAUAGAGGUUCUGGCUACCAGUGUCCUGCAGGAAUGGAAUGUAUGGCACUGGAAUUGACCCGUAAACAACGUGGCUUUGAUGGAUUUGACAUGUUUGCUAUGAGUUUCUUUACUGUGUAUAAAUCUGCAUCUCAAGAAGGAUGGGUUUUCUUGAUGUAUGACACUGUAGACAGCUUGCCUUCUUGGUGCUCCCUUCUCUAUUUUAUUUCUCUCAUUUUUUUCCUGGCAUGGCUGGUCAAGAAUGUAUUCAUAGCUGUGAUAAUUGAAACAUUUGCUGAAAUAAGGGUCCAGUUCCAAACUAUGUGGGGACCUAGGGGCAGUGAUGCAAAUUCUGAUUCUUCUCAGGUAAUUCAGAGUGAUGGUUUAACCUGGAAACUGGUUUUCAUUGAUGAAGAUAAGGCCCAGGGACGAGCACCACCUAUCUUCCAGCGAAUCCUCCGUUCUAACGUCUUCCACAUCACUGUGCUGUUGUUGGUUCUAAUGAAUGCUGUUACAGCAGCCAGCUUGACGUUUGAUCAUGAUAAAAUUGAUCCAGAUCAUAAACUUGAUAGCUUCUAUUAUGCUGAGGUAGUGUUCACAGCAUUGUUUGAUCUGGAGGCUUUAUUCAAAAUUUGGUGCCUUGGCUUACAAGGCUAUUUAAAACGAUCUGUGCACAAAUUUGAAAUUGUCCUUACCAUUGGCACUUCGAUUCACAUCAUUCCCAGUUUGUACCGUACACAGUUUACUUACUUUCAGGUCCUCCGAGUGGUCCGGUUGAUAAAACUAUCACCAGUACUUGAAGACUUCUGUUGGAAGAUCUUUGGUCCUGGCAGGAAACUGGGCAGCCUGAUUCUGUUCACCAUGUGCCUGUUGAUCAUUGCCUCCAGCAUCAGUUUACAACUCUUCUGUAUCAUUACAAAUAAUAGGAAAUUUGACACUUUCCCUCACGCGCUAAUGACCAUGUUUCAAAUCCUCAUCCAAGAAGGCUGGAUUGAAGUUGUAGAUGAGAUCAUGGGAAAAGUUCAGUCCCAACAUGCUUUCAUGUCAAUGUUUCAAAUCCUGACCCAAAAGGGCUGGAUUGAGGUAAUGCACGUAACAAUGUGGAAAACCGGAAGGGUAGCACCCCUAGUUGCCAUCUAUUUCAUAUUCUACCACCUUUUUGUAACAUUGAUUGUUAUCAGCUUGUUCGUGGCUGUUAUACUUGAUAACCUGGAGUUAGAUGAAGAUAUUAAAAAACUCAAACAGCACAAGGCUCGUGAACAAAUUGCAGAAAUACAACAGAAACUGCCACUUCGGCUACGUAUCUUCACAAAGUUUCCAGGCCAUCCACAGAUGGUGCGAUUAUACCGUAUUCCUGGAGACUUCAGCAUGGCAGAUAUCCGAGAAAGCUUUAUGCGCCAAUUUGUCAAUGAAGAACAUGCAGGCGGCCUGGAGAAUUUGGUUGUUGACACAAACUCAGAUGACAUGAACAUUUUUAUGAAAUCAUCUCCUAUGAGAUUGAUCAAAUCUAUGUCCCAUUCAGCACGUGGAGCUGGAAUGAUGGAGAAAAAGGCUGGAAUACAUUCCAUUAUGAGGGAUUCUAAUCAGCAAAGAAUAAUGACAGGAGAUUCUACUCAGAUGGUGUUUUCCAAAUCCUUACUUUCUCAACAGCAUCAAAUUAGAUUAGAUCGCAGGAGUUUCCGUGCUGGUUCACGUCCAAGUAGUCUAAAGAUGAAAUCAUCUACUAUGAGAGAAAAUGGAGACAUCCAUGGUGUUACAUUAAAUUCUUCAAGACGAACUGAUGACUUUGAUAUCAAAGUAUGGCAACAAAGGAAACAACAAGCAGAGUUCAAAAGGAGUCAGCAGGAAGAAGAACUGAGAGAAAACCACCCUUUCUUUGACACUCCACUUUUUGCUGUUGGACGUGAAUCAAACUUCCGUAAAAUCUGCCAAAUGAUAGUAAAUGCCAGAUAUAAGUAUAUGUUGAAGGACCCAGUGACAGGCAAGGAAAUCAUCAGCAGAUCCAAACGUCUCCAUAAACUCCUUGGCCUUGUAACCUACUUGGAUUGGAUGAUGAUUAUAGUGACAGUGCUAUCUUGUAUUUCAAUGAUAUUGGAAACUCCUCAGAAACAAGUUAUGAACACUCCUGCCCUUCAGUUUGCAGAAUACACGUUUGUCAUUUGUAUGAGUAUUGAGAUGCUUUUAAAAAUCUUGGCAUCAGGCUUAUUCUUUACUCCCAAGGCAGUUGUUAGAGACUUCAGUGGUAUACUGGACCUCUUUAUAUAUACUACAAGCCUAGUUUUCUUAAUUUGGAUGCCAGAAAAAGUACCAGCCCAAUCAGGUGCUCAAGUUCUUAUGAUCCUUCGAUGCCUACGACCUCUCCGCAUCUUUAAUCUCGUACCUCAUAUGAGAAAAGUUGUUUAUGAAUUAGUACGAGGAUUCAAGGAAAUCCUUAUGGUAUCUGUACUGCUGAUUCUCUUAAUGUUUGUAUUUGCAACAUUUGGAGUCCAUUUAUAUGGUGGACGUUUAGCUCGUUGCAAUGACCCCAAAAUUGUUACCAGGAAAAAUUGUACAGGAGUGUUUAUGACUCAAGUUUAUGUUACCAAGAUGAAAAUUGCUGAUGAUGAAGAUAUAAGACCAACCUACUUAGUACCAAGAGUAUGGGCAAAUCCUAGGAACUUCAAUUUUGACAGUAUUGGCAAUGCAUUGUUAGCUUUGUUUGAAGUUUUAUCUCUUGAAGGCUGGCUAGAAAUCAGGGAUGUUAUUGUCGAACAAGUGGGCUGGGUCCAUGCAAUUUACAUUCACGUGUUUGUAUUCAUUGGCUACAUGAUUGGACUUACACUCUUUGUUGGUGUUGUCAUUGCAAACUACAGUGAAAACAAGGGAACCGCUUUGCUUACUGUUGAUCAGAGACGUUGGCUUGAUCUGAAAGGCAGAAUUAAGCUGGCCCAGCCUUUACACAUUCCUCCUAGACCAGAUGGCAAUGGUUUUCGUGCUUUAAUGUAUGACAUUACCCAGCACAUCUCCUUCAAGAGAGCUGUCGCAUUUUUAGUCUUGGCUAAUUGCAGUCUCUUGUGUGUGCCAUGGUUAAAAAAUGAUGAACAGACAUUUGUGUUAGCAAGCAUAUCUGCAGUGUUUACAAUACUCUUUCUGUGUGAGGUCAUUAUGAAGAUGAUAGCCUUGACACCAGCUGGAUACUGGACAAGUCAUCGUAACCGUUUUGACAUGUUGGUUACAUUCCUUGGUGUCAUCUGGAUUUUUCUACACUUUACUGUCAGAAAUUCUGGCAGCAAUACUUAUGGCUAUGUGAUCAUUGUAUUGAGGUUCUUCACAAUCACAGGAAAACAUGCCACUCUCACCAUGUUGAUGCAAACCGUAGUAAUGUCUGUUUUAAAGAGUUUUUUCAUCAUCACUGGAAUGUUCUUGUUGAUGUUAUUUUAUGCUUAUGCUGGUGUCAUACUCUUUGGAAAUGUUAAAUAUGGAUACAAUUUAGGAAGACAUGCAAAUUUCAAGACAGCUCCUAAUGCCAUUGCUUUGUUGUUCCGUAUUGUUACUGGAGAGGAUUGGAAUAAAAUCAUGCAUGAUUGUAUGGUUAGUCCUCCAUUUUGUACAAGAAAAGAAAAUGGUUGGGAAACGGACUGUGGAAACUUCAUGGCUUCACUAAUGUAUUUUUGUUCAUUCUAUAUCAUCAUCACAUAUAUUGUAUUAAAUUUAUUAGUUGCUAUCAUUAUGGAAAAUUUUUCUCUAUUUUAUUCAAAUGAAGAAGAUGCUCUUCUGAGUUAUAAUGAUAUCCGCCAGUUUCAGAAUACUUGGAAUCUAGUGGAUAUCAAUCGCAAGGGUGUGAUUCCAGCAAAACGAGUGAAAUUUUUAUUACGUCUUUUGCGGGGUCGGCUUGAAGUUGAUUUAGAAAAAGAUCGACUGCUUUUUAAACACAUGUGCUAUGAAAUAGAGAAACUCUAUAACGGAGGAGAUGUAACGUUCCAUGAUGUCCUCAGCAUGUUAUCAUAUCGCUCAAUGGAUAUUCGUAAAAGUUUACAACUUGAAGAACUAUUAAACCGUGAAGAAUUGGAAUAUACAAUUGAAGAAGAAGUUGCCAAGUUGACUAUCCGGAAUUGGCUAGACAAAUGUCUAAAACGAAUAAGAGCUAAAGAACAUUCUAACAUUAUUCCAAAACUCCGUGCCAUGAAUGAUCCUCUGUUCCCAGUCGCUGAAUUGGUUUCCAGUGCUGCUGAGAGUAGUGAAGAUAGCAAAGAAGAAAAUGCUCCAGUUGUGACACGUUGCCGCAAAAAAGGACAGGUAGAACUACGAAACCCCAUAGUGCCAACCCCUGGGUCAUUACCUCCAAACAAGGGUCCUCCUAGCCGUAAACUGUUAGUCACAGCUCUCAGCGAAGGUUCUGCCAAUCAUCAAGACAAAGAAAGAGGAGGAACAAAAAAGAGAAGUGUACGAAUGACAGCAGGUGCCAAAAGUCUCCCCAAUGUUACUGAAGGAGAAAGUACAGCCACCAAGACAGCUCAGGAAAAAGUGCCUGACUAUUUCCUUCGAGGACGUAAUGUUGAUACCAGUGUACGAGGCUGGUGGAAAGAACAGUGCAAUGUGUCCAUCUUUGUGUGUUUGUAUGUAUGUGAUCUCUUUCCUGAACCUCAUCCCAUCUAUAAAUCCUCCUCCUGUCUCACCCCAACACUGCUUGAGAGAGAGACAGGCACUGGUUGCUUAUUUUCUCUCUUCCACAUCUAUCUCUCCAUUUCUUUAUCUCUCUUCAAAAUCUUUCCCUUUCACCCAUUUUCUUUUCUCAUAUGA